Molecule: messenger RNA, 861 nt
Organism: Salvia splendens (bonfire salvia)
Lineage: Eukaryota; Viridiplantae; Streptophyta; Magnoliopsida; Lamiales; Lamiaceae
Exons: 1
Coding region: 1-690 (229 amino acids)
Molecular function (GO): protein binding
Source: RefSeq, a predicted model, not a curated record
AUGGCUUGGUUCAGUUGGCUAUCGAAAACUGACCUCGAUCCUUGUCUUGUUUACGAGUACGCCCUCACCUUCACCCACAAUGAGCUCGGCCAGGACGACAUUGCCUACUUCAGCCACGAGUUCCUGCAGAGCAUGGGCAUCUCGAUAGCCAAACACCGGUUGGAGAUACUCAAGCUAGUGAGGAAGAACAAGGGGAUGAGGACCAUACACCCGAUUUUGUGGCUCAUGUUCGCAGUCAAGCAAACUAGGAAGUACGUGGUCAAACACAUUCAGGCACUGCUGCAUCACCAACGCUCGCCUCUUUUGGUCGUCCCGUCGAGAAACCACAGCCUCAGAUGGAAGGUGUCAAUGCUGCAGAGGAACAAGAGGCUGAGGGCUCCCCUGGGCGAGGCAGAGUGGCCGAAGAUAAGGAGUGACAGUCCCAGGUUCGUGUCUGACCCUGGGAUUUUGAUGCUGACAAACGAGAGCCCCAUGGCUGGCUCUCAAAGCUCAGGCUCAACUCAGAGCUCAAUUCGGGUCGAGUCUGACGCCAAUGCUGAGUCGGACCAUAUCAUGACAGCAGAAGCACUGGUUAACCCUUGGAACAGCAGCUUUUCAAGAACUACUAUACAUUCUCCAGAUAUGGAUUAUUGGUCGAGUAGCACAGAAAUCAAGUGGGAUUCGAUGUUCAAGAACUUGAAGCCAACGUGAAUGUAAGGUACCUUUCUACUGCAGCAGGACGUAGCUUUGGGCCUCUGAAACCGAUCCUCCUCUGUUGAAUUUCCCCCCUCCUGUAAUAAGAAAGAUCCAUGUAUGGCGAACCGAGUGGAAUAUAUGUAUAUCCAACAUUUUAUAUAUAUGUGUAACUUCAAGCUUCUCAUA